CUCCCGCAGGAGCGGACAGCCGGGAUCUCGGUGUGAGGUCGGGAUCGGAUGAGCCGUGUGGUUGGGGAUGUUCCCAGGUGUGCCUGGAUUUGGGCUCCAGUUGCAGCAUGGGGCCUUUCCCUCAUCAGGGAGCCCGUGGCCAGUGCUAGAUUUUCCAUAGCCCUCUGCAGCUGCCCACGUGUUGUUGUGGGAGAGGUGAUGGCGCCCACAGCACUCCUGUGUGCCCCAGCCCAUGCCAUCCUUCCAGUAACUGGAGGGUGGUGGGUGGGGCCGCGGCCCCAACCAGAGGCAGCUUCCUUUUAGUGUCAGAGCUCGAAGCUCUUCAUCUAACAGGGGCUUCUUACGUGAUGUGGCCGAGCGUUGGCUGUGGCCCUCCUGGAGACAUCAGGCUGGGAAGCCAGAGAGGGAUAGGGCCCUGGCCGUGGCUGUGCGUUUGCCCCGGGGCAGUGACAGGGCAGAUGCUGCUCCCUUGGCCACGCACAGGAGAGGGGAAGGUGGGCAUUGGGAAGUGGCGCAUCCCCCCUCCCCAGGCUGAUGCUGGCCAACUGAUGCUGCUUCUCAUAAUGCUGUUUCCUGUCUCGUGUCCGCCCUCUGCGUCCUUGCCGGUGGCAGCCUACUGGAGACAGGGAGCCCACACAGAAUCCUGACCUCACCAGAAAUGGGGCCCCAGGCACUUGGUGGGCAGGUUUGGCUGUGACUGGAGCUGGUGGUGAGGGACAUAGCCAUCCCAAGGCUAGGCCGGGCUUCCAGUCCUUCCUCAGGGACUUGUUUAUGGUGCCUGAGGGCUCCUUCCUGGUCCUGAGAUGAUGCUGUGGCCCCGCCUGGGCAGCUGCCCCAGCCCUGUUCCUGCCAACCCUGGGCUUUGGUGAUGCAGCACCUCUUGCACCCCGGCCUCCUGGCCCACUCCACCCCCUCACCCUGCUCCGUCUGUGCUGUGGCCCAGUCCUCUUAAAAGGAUUGAACACCUCCGGGUGGGAUGAGAACCUGUCCGUUCACUGUCACCAGGUGUCUCUCAGGCAUACCCAGGUGUCCUCACGUGUCUCUCGGGUGUCCUCAGGUGUCUCCCAGGCAUCCUCACGUGUCCCCAGGUGUCCCCAAGUAUCUCUCAGGCAUCCCCAGGUGUCCUCACGUGUCUCUCAGGUGUCCUCAGGUAUCUCUCACAUGUCCCCACGUGUCUCUCAGGGUGUCUCUCAGGUGUCCUCAGGUGUCUCUCAGGGUGUCUCUCACGUGUCCUCAGGUGUCUCUCAGGGUAUCUCUCACGUGUCCUCAGGUGUCUCUCAGGGUAUCUCUCACAUGUCCUCAGGUGUGUCUCAGGGUAUCUCUCACAUGUCUUCAGGUGUCUCUCAGGGUGUCUCUCACAUGUCCUCAGGUGUCUCUCAGGGUAUCUCUCACAUGUCCUCAGGUGUCUCUCAGGGUAUCUCUCACAUGUCCUCACGUGUCUCUCAGGUGUCUCUCAGGAUAUCUCUCACAUGUCCUCAGGUGUCUCUCAGGGUAUCUCUCACAUGUCCUCAGGUGUUUCUCAGGUGUCUCUCACGUGUCCUCAGGUGUUUCUCAGGUGUCUCUCACGUGUCCUCAGGUGUUUCUCAGGUGUCUCUCACGUGUCCUCCGGUGUCUCUCACUUGUCCUCAGGUGUUUCUCAGGUGUCUCUCACAUGUCCCCAGGUGUCUCUCAGGGUAUCUCUCACAUGUCCUCAGGUGUCUCUCACGUGUCCUCAGGUGUCUCUCACGUGUCCUCAGGUGUUUCUCAGGUGUCUCUCACGUGUCCUCAGGUGUCUCUCACGUGUCCUCAGGUGUUUCUCAGGUGUCUCUCACGUGUCUUCAGGCGUCUCUCACGUGUCCUCAGGCGUCUCUCACGUGUCCUCAGGCGUCUCUCACGUGUCCUCAGGCGUCUCUCACGUGUCCUCAGGUGUCUCUCAGGCGUCUCUCACAUGUCUUCAGGCGUCUCUCACGUGUCCUCAGGCGUCUCUCACGUGUCCUCAGGCGUCUCUCACGUGUCCUCAGGCGUCUCUCACGUGUCCUCAGGUGUCUCACGCGUCCUCAGGUGUCUCACGCGUCCUCAGGUGUCUCUCACGCGUCCUCAGGUGUCUCUCACGCGUCCUCAGGUGUCUCUCACAUGUCCUCAGGUGUCUCUCACGUGUCCUCAGGUGUUUCUCAGGCGUCUCUCACGUGUCCUCAGGCGUCUCUCACGUGUCCUCAGGUGUCUCUCACGUGUCCUCAGGUGUCUCUCACGUGUCCUCAGGUGUCUCUCACGCGUCCUCAGGUGUCUCUCACAUGUCCUCAGGUGUCUCUCACGUGUCCUCAGGUGUUUCUCAGGUGUCUCUCACGUGUCCUCAGGUGUCUCUCACGUGUCCUCAGGUGUCUCUCAGGUGUCCCCAGGUGUCUCUCAUGGAUCCCCAGGCAUCCUCAGGUGUCCCUGGCCCUGUGGAGAGCUCUCUGUACUGAGCUGUUUUUUGUUGUCUAGGGCAUCUCCCUUUGGUCUAAUCAUGUUUUCUUCAGAGAACAUGACCACAUACCAGGGAUAUUUUGGUCAUUUUUGCACUUUAGUCUUUAUUUUAUAUGCAUUCCUGCUAUUUCCGUUUAUUUAAAUAUGCUUGAAAUUCUCUGGAUUCUUUAACAGAUGUUAGGAUAUGAGUUUUAAGAGAGAGUGGCUUGUGGGUCACAGCCUUGAGGAUCUGAGCAGGAUUGCCUUCCCCGCGCUCCCUUCCCCGCGUCCCACUUCCCUGCGCCCCGCUUCCCCGCAGCCCCCCUCCCCGUGUGUGCUCCCACACAGCUGUCCUGAUUGAGCGGUUCCAGAUCCCAGGCAGCUUUUGUGGCCCCGUUUCCUGCCUGUGGAAGGUGACAAAAAACUUGCUCUGCAGAAGUUUUGUGGCCAUUGAAAGUAGCGGUUUGUGGAAGCCCUACCACGUCAUACGGCUUUUCAACCACGUUGCACAGCAGAUCACGGCUUUUCAGUAAAUGCCAUUUUGAUAAAAGCUAAAAAUUCAGUUUUUGUUUUGCUUGAUAAUUAGAUUAUAGGUUUGCUUAUAAGUUGACUAGGAAUUCUAAGUUUGAUUUUAUAGGUGCUGUGUGUCAUAGCAGAGUUUGUCUGGGUGAAUAAUUGUAGCACCACUUUCGUCUUUACUGCCGGUGUGAAUACACUGGGGGGAAACGAAUGAGAAGAUUAUCUUAUUGAUGUGCUUUAAACUUCGUCACUGAAAGUCAAGUUCCUGAUUUAAAUUCAGCUGUUCGGGUGGAGUUUGUCAUUGCUGUUUUGUGCUUUGCAAAAUCCCAGUGAUGGGAAUUAAAGCUGACAAAGGGCAAAUGUUUCUUAAACCUUUUUAUAUACCAGAGGUUUACAAAAAACUGGACUGGCUCAUUCUGACACGAGGGGUGGGGCUCAGUCCGGGCAUGUGAGUGAAAGCGGUGGGGAGGUCCUUAGGUCUCUGACCUGCACCAGUCAGCAGGCGCAGGGCUUGUCAAGGUCAGGGUCUUUUGAGGUGCGGAUGCUUGUGAAGCCUGUGGUGCUGCAGAGCUCAGCACGCGCACAGGAACGUGUGCGGGACAGAGGACAUAUGUGCUCAGCCGGCAGGAGCAGCGGCCUGUGUGAGCCCCUGGGGAGAAGCAGCCCCCCACCCAGGCCUGUGUCCCAGAAGUCGGCAUCUGUGGUCGCAGUGGCCUUUCCUUUGCAGCUGCGCCACUGGCCCUGUCUCUCUGGACACCGCGGUUAACCUUGGUCCAUCUCUAGGAUUCUGUGUCUGAGUGGGGUCACACUACACGGAGACAUCGUAAUCUCAGUUUUUAGAGUGUGUGAAAUUAAGGUGCAAAAAGUGUGCACUUAGGGCAGAAGGGAUGCCUUAAAUCAGGAGUCCCCAACCCCUGGGCCUGUUAGGAAGCUGGCCGCACAGCCGCCUGAGCCCUGCCUCCUGUCAGAUCCCAGCAUUAGGUUCUCAGGAGCGCAAACCCCACUGUGAACGGCACAUGCAGGAUCUAGGUGGCACUCCGUAUGAGAAUCGAAUGCCUGAUGAUCUGAGGUGGGACAGUUUCUUCCCGAAACUACCCCCGACUCCGGUCUGUGGAAAAACUGUCUUCCACAAAACUGGUCCCUGAUACCAAAAAGGUGGGGGAUCGCUGCUUUAAACACCAAGGCUCACUGUGCAGCCAGUGAGGAGGGGAGCUCCUGGGGGAGGAGGGUUGGUCUCGGGCAAGGUGGACCUCCGGCAGGUCCUCUACUGUGGGAUGCUUCCACCUGGAGCUGUUUUCUAACGACUGCUGGCGUGGAAGCUGCAAAAGCUUUAGAGUCGAAAGACUGUGUCUGAAGCCGUGUAAAGACUGUCUGGAGCCGUGUAAAGACUGUGUCUGAAGCUGUGUAAAGACUAUGUCUGGAGCCGUGUAAAGACUGUGUCUGAAGCCGUGUAAAGACUGUGUCUGAAGCCGUGUAAAGACUGUCUGGAGCCGUGUAAAGACUGUCUGGAGCCGUGUAGAGACUGUGUCUGAAGCCGUGUAAAGACUGUGUCUGGAGCCGUGUAAAGACUGUGUCUGGAGCCAUGUAGACUGUGUCUGAAGCCAUGUCAUUUACUUUCUCUGAAGCGCAGCUUGGAUUCCAGCCGUGAGCACAGUAGGAAGGGAGACCCCUUAUGACCUGUGGGGCCUGGGUCACCUCCCCUGCUCCCCAGCGAGAGGCGGGUGAGGGAGUCGUGAGGGCGGAGCCCAUCCUCCAGAGAAGCCGCUGUUAAAUCUAAGGGGUGGGUGUCCCUGGCGCCUUUCAGCCCCUGCCUGCCUCCUGCUCCCAGAGGCUCCUGGAUCUCCUGGAAAGCCCUGGUUGGAGUGGGACCCACAGCCUCCCAGCUUUGGGCAGUACCCCUCAUUGUGCUGUGACCACUUCUCCCUUCCAGGGUCUCUGCCCACCACUCCAGCUAGCGUGGCCACUGCUUCCAAUACCUCCUUUUUUUCCCUAGGGGCCCAGCUCUGAACUAUCCUUCCCGGCACUGUCCCAUCCACCCUUUGGCACCUCCUUGGUUCCUGUUUUCCCUGCGCUUCUGCCCACACACGCCCUCCAGGGCUUCAGUGUGUUGCCGUGCCUCCUCUGGCUGUUGAGUGUGGCUCCUGGUGUAGGGAAGUGAGGCCGGGGGCCUGCUCCAUGUCUGUUGAAUGGGAGACUGGAAGGCGUCCUGUGGCACAGGCGGCCGGCCCGAGUUCACCGGCUUCCUGUGCACCAGGAAGGAAACGCACACACCUGUGCCAGGUCCGGGAGCAAAGCCUCUGUCUCGUUCCUGGGAGGGCUGGCUCCAGGCCGCCCCUGUGAUGCUGACUCAGCUCACAGGGCUGGUGAGCAGCAGGUGAUGGGUGAGGAGCAGGGACAGUGCUGCGGAGACACAGUGAGGGGAGCUGCCACGCAGGGCACGCAGAGGAAGGUGCAGGCACCCUUGCCCAGCACUGCAUGGGCCGGAUGCCGCGGGGCCUUCCGCAGGGAGCAGUUAAAGCAGGAGAGUAAGGAGAGCUUCCUGUAAGACCUGGCCUCCGUAAACAACGCAUUCCCAGUGCACUGGUGGCUCGUUCUCAGGGUGCCCCUGGGUGCUGAGUCCUGUCUUCCAGGAAAGGUUGUUGGUGAGCACCAUUGAGCACCUGGUGUGUACCUGCCUCUGGCUUUCUCUUCUUCCCAACUUACAGUGGGUUUGACCUGUGAUUUUGACUUUAAGAUGGUCCAAAAGCAACAUGCAUUCAGUGGAAACUGCUUCCACUGCCCAUACGACCGUCCUAUUUUUCAUUUUGAGUGUGGUAUUCAGUGGGUCUCCUGGGAUACCCACACUUGACUAGAGUGGGCUUUGUGUGAGAUGCUUCUGCCCGACUGGGCUAACAUGCGUGAUCUGAGCACGUGUAAGGUAGGCUGGCUAAGCUGUGAUGUGUGGUAGGAGAGGUGGAUGACGUGCAUUUCGACUUAGGGUAUUUUCAGCUCAUGCGGGUUUAUCGGGAUGUUCCUUGUAAGUUCCUCGUUGUAAGUCAGUUCCUCGUUGUAAGUCCACUCUUUGUGAGUAGGUUUGCUCCUGCCUGGAGGACAGCGGCACGGUGACGGCAUCUGUUUUGGGGCCAAGAUCCAGUGCCUUGCGUGGUCCUGGGAUUCCUGGGGAAGGGAGUGGACCCAUGAGGUGGGUUAGAAUCGUGUGUGGGAUUCUCCAGCCCCCUGUACCUGUGCGUGUGGUAUGCGCGGAGCCAGCCAGCACUGCCUGGCGUGGAGCUGGCGGGUUCUCAGUCUGACAUCAACUCCCGGAGAAUGGCAUCUGCUGAACUCAACGUAGGAAGCCGUGCGGGGCCAGCGCGCUCUCAGGCAGCCUGAGUGGCAGGGUCCUUUUGUCAGCUGUUUGGAUCUCCCACGUGGCCCAGUGCCCCAGCAGCACACACACACACACACACACACACACGCGUAUUGAACAAAACAAGUUUCACAGGACAUUUAUCCACGCCCAGGAGAUUUAUCUUUUGUAUGGCUUCAUUUUGCAGAAAAUUCACUUGUUUGAUUUCAUGGCCUGGUGAUCCACAGAAGGCCGCACUCUGAUGAGUCUCUGAUCAUCGGAGAGAUGAGUGUCAAUGAAAAGAUCAGUCCUUGAAAUGUUUUUCUUCUCCGGAGCUGACAGGUGAUCUGGCCUAGGGAUAAUUGGAAAGUGUCCCCGUCAGCUGCUCCCAGGGCCACCGCAGGUGAUGCAUUUAUCCCCGUAAGAAGGGGAGCUGGGGGGGCCCAGCUUAGAGUAGCUCAGGGCAUCGGCCACAUGAAGCCCCCCCGCCAGCAUACAGGUGUCCAGCUCCAAUCCCUUUAACGGAAACUGCAUGUCCAUACAAGCAGUAUAAUCGCUGAGGCACUUUGAUUUGUGGUGAAUUGAAUGAUUUAACAUUUACUGAGAAAUAGUGUUUCCAGUUUAGAUAGAGUCGUGCCACAAGAUCUUUGAAAAGUCAGAGUUGUAUUUGCCUGUAUGAGGGUGUCCAGGUAUUCACACUCGAACAUUCAUUGUUGGAACUAAAGUGGUAAGACCUUGUCAAGAGUCAGACCAGCCAGCAUGUCCCUGAAGGGAGAGACAGUUGUUGACACCCUCAGGUGUGCUGUGGGGUGGGGCGGGUGGGUCAGUGUCCACACUGGCGUUGCCUCUGGUGGUUCCCCCCAGAGGGGCCCAGGUGUGUGAGCCCCAGGGGCGUGUGGAGCCCCUACCUUCCGCCCCCAGUGCUGGUGGCCCUCCCUCCUUGCCUGACGCCGUUGUGGGUGCAGGGGUUCCCCCAGACAGGGCCCCAGGGCACAGGGUUACCAGGUGAUGGCUGUCACCCUGCUGGGCUGGAGGAGCAGCUGCUGUCACCCUGCCUGUGCUUUUGUCUUUUGAGAGCUGUUUUUGGUUUGUUUCAGGCCUCUUUUUAGUACCACAGAAGGAUACAAUUUCAUCCUCAUCCAUAUCACUAAAAGGAAGUAAAAGGGUGAAGGGAAAAAUGGAAGCGUGCUCAAGUGCCCUGUGUGGAAUUCUGUGCCGCCCCCUUCAUUAAACUUGACCGUUAGCGCCU
Molecule: messenger RNA, 7514 nt
Organism: Homo sapiens (human)
Lineage: Eukaryota; Metazoa; Chordata; Mammalia; Primates; Hominidae
Exons: 2
Coding region: 1470-2441 (323 amino acids)
Source: RefSeq, a predicted model, not a curated record